Molecule: messenger RNA, 294 nt
Organism: Vicia faba (fava bean)
Lineage: Eukaryota; Viridiplantae; Streptophyta; Magnoliopsida; Fabales; Fabaceae
Source: the annotation of a GenBank genome assembly
AUGAAAGGGAUGGAUACGGUGCGUUUCAAGGAGACAACUAGGGUUCACGAUUGGGAUUGGACCAGUGAAAGACAUAAUUACGACUCACCGACCGGAGCAAAACCGACAUUUCUUCAACUCCGCAAAGAUGAUGAAGAGCCAGCGAUAAAUCCGUAUGCACAUUACAUGGGCUUAAAGAUAAUAGAAGUGAUUGAAGGGUUCAUGUUUGUCGUGAUGAAAGCUAUAAAUACAAGGAAGUGUCGCUCUGAAGAUGAUGAGCGAUGGUUGUUAUUGAACACGGUCUUUGGAGAUUGA